Messenger RNA from Owenia fusiformis, 3711 nucleotides. NCBI's taxonomy places the organism in Eukaryota, Metazoa, Annelida, Polychaeta, Sabellida, Oweniidae. The record is from the annotation of a GenBank genome assembly.
UAGUGCAAUUUUGUUUCAUCAAAAGAAGCAAUAGAGGGUCUAGAGCCUUCAACCAGUAAAGCAAGACCUAGUUCAUAAAAACAUACCAGUAAAACAUUUCAAGAUAUAGUCUUCAGAAAAUUACGAUAGUACUUUUGUCAACUGUCCAUUCCAUAUUGGGUUGUGCGUGAAUAAAACCUAAAAAAAUAACCAAUCAAACAUACAUACAUAUAUGUCGGAGGAUUUGAAAUGUUUGAUCCAGGAUGAGCUGGCAAAAUCUGUCCUCACCUGUUGUAAGAAGUUUAUCCCAACACGCUAUGAAGCAGAAAUCGAUGGUAUUGUUUGUGUCAGUCUUGGGAAACAAAAACCAGUGGAUAUUGUGGUGAAAAUUCACAAUAAGACAUUCCAUGAGGGCUCAAAUGCUGUGGUAUCUCAAUCAGGUGUCAGUAACUUGAGUAAUUUGUUGAAUGCAAAAGGAAACUCGUCAGGGAGUACAAGCGUUACGAUUGCCCCAUCUACAUUGACCUCCAGUGAGCUUGCAAAUAUGAAAUCAAUAAGCGGCUCUAAACUAGUCCAAGUUAAACUCAAUGCACAAGAUCCAGUCGCCAAAGAGCUUGCUGCAAGUGGGAAAUGCUCGUUUGGGGCACUCAAAGCUGCACUUGCUGCUGGGAAAGACAAAAAUUCUGAGGGCAAGAUAUCAAAUUAUGGAAACGAGAUGAAAAAUGAACCUUUGUUAGGUUUUUCUGAUGAAACAGAAUCAAGUUCUAUGGAUGCGAAUAACAUAGCUAGUCAAGUCUUAAAGAAAAUGGUGGAAAAAUCACUGAAACAAGAUGAUGCCCAGGCUAUAACGGAAUCUUCUGACCUGGGAAUGCCUAUAAUUAAUGAGCAAUUGAAAUCUUUAGGCCAAUAUGUAUGUAACCAUGCCAACUGUGGCAUUCUUCAGUUCCGCACAGUGGAUGGCUACUGUGCACACAUGAAGUCCACACACAUGAGCUAUGUGUGUAAGUUCUGUGUGCGUGUCUUUAAGAGCUCCUAUAACUACACUAGCCACAUGAAGUUGCAUAGUCGUCUAGAAGAGUCCCUUGCCAAGGCUAAAGAUAUGAAACUUAAUUGCCCAACCAUAAAAACCUUGGGAAGUACAGGUGCCACCAGCACUACAACUUCUACAACAAAGCAAUCACAAGCAGGGGUCAAAUACAGAUGUGGAAUAUGCGAUAAAAAGUGCAAUUUUAAAGGAAGCAUUUAUUACCAUUUUAAGAAAUAUCAUGGAGCAACGAGUGCUUCCAUAAACUACUGUGGAAAAUGUGGACUGUAUCUGUUAGAUAAAGCCCAGAUGAACAUACACAGGAAGUCCUGUGAGGGUGAGGCCAAUUUAGGCGAGGCUUACAGUGAGACGGAGGCAAUGGGAGAUGAAGGCCCAUACACAUGCUCUCACCAAAAUUGCAAAAUUGAGUGUGCUUCAAUUUUGGAACUGCGAGAGCACAUUUUCAAGAAGCAUACAAACAUGCCCCGUUACAACUGUAAAGUAUGUAAUAAGUACAUCGAGGAUGAGAAUGAGUUUAAAAGCCAUUUCAACACACACAGAAUCAAAGGUCAGACAGGUGCUCUGGAAUGCUGCUUUUGUGGGCAGAGCAAGGACAGCAUUCCCAACCUCAUUCUUCACCAGCAAUCCUGCAUGGGCAAUUGUGCCAAAUCAGACAGCCCUGAAUCUGGAAAUGCUGCCAAUGAUGAACUAAUUGAACCCCUGGAGGAUAUUGGAGAUGAGGAUAUGAGCCAGACUGCCAUUGUGUACCCUGAACCAUGCGAUGAUGACCCAGCUGCCAAGAAGCAGAAGAUGGAGGAUGAUACCAUGGAGCUGUUCUAUGGAAAUCAAGGAGAGAACUCAGGUGAAGAAAAUGAAGACUCCCCUUUCCAGAUCCAGUCAGUAUUUUCCCUCGGGGGUAACGUCCAGGCGACAAAUCUUGAUUUCCAGUCUAAGGGAGGGCGAGCCCAAACAAACAUGAAUGAAGGCCCUUCUAAUGCCAGCAUGAUUGUAUUCCCUGGCCAAGACAUGAUUAAUUACGAUUUGAGCUUGGAUAAUUUUGAGCAGGAAGAUGAACAGGAACCGAUAGAUGAUGACACUUCGCUUACUUACAGCCCCCGUUCUUCUAGAUCUAGAAAGGGGAGCCCCAAAGCGAAGGGGGCUGCAAAAAGAAAGUUACGUGAUAUCCUCCCAAGACCAAAGAAUUCAAAGCGUGAGAUCCAACCUCUUGAUGAUAUCGAAUCUAAAGCCAGUUACACAUGCGAUCUGUGUGAUAUCAGCAUGAAGAAUUUUCAAGAUUUUAACUGUCAUGUAGUAAUGACGCAUCGUAAAGUUGUGUGCAAAUUUUGUGCUCGGACAUUUGCAAGCCAGCGAAACCUACGACGUCACGAGCGAGGUCACACAGGAGAGAAACCAUAUAAAUGCAAAAUCUGCGGAAAAUCAUUCACUCGGGAUGAUAAACUGAAGCGCCAUCUGCAGCAACAUGACGAUAACAAAAUUGUGAAUUAUCACUGCAAAUAUUGCGACCAGACUUUCUCGAGAGUAACCGACUCAUUAAAGCAUCUGCAGAUGGCACAUAAAACUAAAAUAAACACGCCAAAUGGUGCAAACUUUGAGGAACAUUUUAAAACCAUUGAAUGUAUGGAUGUAAAUGGCACAACAGGGGAGAAAGAUAUUGUAGAGGAUCCAAAUGUAUCCAAAGAUGAUUCAUUUGCGAUGGAAGGAGAUGAUGGUGCCAAAAAGGAUGUUGAUGACACAAAUAGUGCUGAUGUCACAAAUGGGACUGGUGCCACAAAUGAGGCUGAUGUCAUGAAUCAAGAUGAAACUCCCAAACAGGAAGAUGUUUAGUAGAUCACCAAAUUCCUAUUCAACAUUGAUUAAAUUUGUAGUUUAGAAAUCAUUAAUUAAUAAUGCAGAGAAAUUGUGGCAAUUUGCAUUUCUUCAUUAUUUACUAAUUUUCUAUGUUGUACAUUAGAUGUGCUUGUAAAAGAAUGUCUGUGUUUUUGUGUUUCUGUUACAUGUCUUUAUGGAGAAGCUACUAUAGAAAUGCUGAAUUUUAUGUAUUUUCGUGCAAUACAAAAUGUAUUCUUGGUUAUAAAGAUAUGAUAACCACAACGUUUCGUGAAUUUUGGAAAGUUACCCAAAGUUGAAGAUCUAAUAAGACUUAUUGUGCAUUUAAUUGAACAGUUUUCUAAUAUGUUGUUUGUUUGUAAUCAGUGAAAUGCAAUACCAGCUCAUUCAAUAAGUUUGUGGAAAACUCCCUGUCAUUUUAUCAUAGCAGCCAUACAAAUAAAAGAAACUAAUGAUUCCUGAAUCUAAAAUCAUAUAUUUUUAGUGUUAUGUAAAUAUUUCAUUGAAGUAACUCAAAAUUCUUACUUGUACCUGUUUACAAUUAAAUAUUUACACUAAGAAUGUGUGCAAAAUGUAAAAUCCUAAAUAGGGUGGAAAAAGUGAAAUGAGCAAGUAAACAGCCAUGUAUAGAGUAAAUUCUGACAGUUCAUAAUACAUUGUAUAUAGAAGUGCCAGCCAUCCAAACUAAGUUGUUAAUUUCAGAGAGAAUUGUUUAAAACUGAAAAAUUCAUUAAACUAGUGAAAAGUGUAGUAUAUGUUAAAAGCUUAGAUAAAUAAUAUGUAUGUACAUAUAUGUUAUAUAUUGAAUUACUCUUUCAUGCUCUUCUACACAGCAUUACAGAUAUAUAUCUACUAGUAAU